GUAAUUCAUUUUAAAAACUUGUAUUACUGAAUUCAGGGAAUAAUUUUUGUAUAUAAAUUUGGAUUAUGUGUAAAAAAAAUGGAAAAUAAUUAUAUGGCUAAUCAUUUGGCAUAUAACUCAUUUGGCUUUUGGCUACUUUUUUGUAAUGUAGUGUACAUGUGCGUGCGUUUCAUACUUCAUAUUUUAAUACUUUUCUACAUUGGAUAAAAGCAGCUAUUUGAGUUCUGUUUAUGUUUGUGCUUUUACUAAACCGGAAAAAGUAGUGCUUUGAUCAAAGGAAAUACCUGCCUUGGGAAGGCACUGAAUUUAACUUUUGCUGAUUAGUUUUGCUAAUGUGCAUUGAGGCCACAGAAAGCAUUGGCGUUAUAUUGUUUUGGUUAUAUAUUUAAUCCACAAUGUUCAGUUUGUAUACGGAAAGUUUCGUAAUGAUGUGAGUUUGCAAUUAAUAUCAGUUAAUUAACAAAUCGUGCUUAUAUAACGAAUUUCGUUUUUUAAAUAUAAUUUCUUUAAAAUAAAACAUUAAAUCGAAAGAAUAAAGAAAAGGUUACGCUAAACUUGUUUCAAGUGCAAUUAAUUAAUAGGUUGCAUAUUUAGGUGCACAUUUGCAACUCUUUACACUUUCAGAAGUAACAAUUUUAGAACACAAAAGUACACUUUUAGUGGACUUUUCUUAAGAUUGAAUAAUCAAAUUUUGUACAUGGUAUUGUUAAUAUUUAUGCCAUGUAAAGCAAUUCUCUCUGAAAAAGUGGAGAUUUAAUUUUGCAUUAUAAUACUGUCAGUAAGAUUGUAGAUAAAAAAUCAAAAGACUUUUAACAGGCUUUUAAAUACCCAAAUGUAGCUAUUAUAUAACAUUUUUUUUAGAUAUUUUAAACGUAUUAUGAAGAGUAGGCAUCAGUGAUGUUUUUUGUGAUAAUUAUCAUUUUACUUGUUAUUUCAAAUGUUUGAACGCGGAAAGGAUCACAUAAGUAUUCCAUAUUAAUGUUAAACAAGUGUUUGUUUUGAGAACUAUAUGUAUUACUGUAAUUCCGAGAAAUUUGGUCCGAACGGCUCCAGACAAGCUCAGACCUUAUGUUGUCUGUGUGCGACAAGGCCAAAACAAAAUCUGCAAAGGGUCAGACGGGGUAAAUAUAAAACAGACAUGUGGCUGAACUACCGGGCUGCAAUUAGUUUACUUGCUUUAUUACACUGGAUGUUAUGAAUACCAUUACUACUAAAUAAAAGCAUGCAUUACUAUUAGUUUUUGCAGAAUAAAAACAUGUAUACCAGUACUGUUAGUAUAGGGGGAAAAUCAUGUAUACCAUUAUUAUUAGUUUUUUAUUUUAGAAACAAAAUGUUUAUACCAUUACUAUUAGUUUUUGGGGAAAACGCUUUUAUACCAUUGCUAUUUGUUUUAGGGGAAAAUGUUUGUAUACUAUUACUAUUAGUUUUGGGAAAUUAAAAUUAAUGGUAUGCGUUUUGGAUAAAUUAUUGUUUAGUAUUCGUUUUUGGAAAAUUAAAGCAUGUAUGCUUUAUCCCCCCAAAUAACUAAUAGUAAUAGCCUUCGUCGUUUAACAUCCUAAGCAAGUAAGUUAAUUCCAGCAACUUUGGGUUGGUAUUCCUCGUUUAAAAAAGCAGCCUAUAUUAAAUAGCAUAGUAGGGUUUGUACAUAUCAUAAACACCUUAAACACCAUUUCAUUUUAACUCUUAAUUUCCACACUGUAGCCCCAGUGCAACUUAAAUAUAACUAUUAAUCUGCUAAUAAUAUUAGACUCAUAAACAAGGUUUUUAUAGUUCGAAGAAAAAAUAUUAUUGUUGCCAUCAACUCAACAAAGCAGUGGGAAAAAGCAGGAAAAGGGGAUAAGCGAUCUUUGAGAAAGGGUGAAACGUAACACAUUCCUAGUUGUUUAGAGGGGGAAUUUACAGCUAAGUAAUAAAAGUUUACGACUGGAUACACGCGGUCAUUGGUUGCGUCAGACCACGUGAUACUCACUCUAUGAACAUGAACUUUGUGCUGUUGUCUUCCCCUGGAUCUCCCCAUCUAUCGACUAGCGAGCUCGCGGUGGUGUUGAAAUGACCUUACCACUAGACAUUUCUUUCGUUUUCUGUUUGCUCGGUUGGAUUUUUAACACGCUAUAUAACGCCAUCUUAUCUCGUCUGCUUCGUCGCUAGUAAUGACUGAAUGAAUGUCCUCAGACGUCGCCUCCUCCCCAGCCCUCUUUCUACCUAUCUGGUCCCCUAGAGGAAAGACACGGCACUGAUAGCUGAUGGGUGACGGUUCAGAGUGCGUAAAUGUGAUUUCCCAUCGAAAGAGUAAACAUUUCCCGCACAUAAAUGUUGCGGAGAAUGGGAUCCAGAUCCUACUGCUCUCCUAGAGUGUGCGUCUACUGCUACACCGCCGAACGUGCGUCACGCAGACAACGGAGAACGCUGGAGAGCAGUUCUGCAAGGACACAGCCUGACGAAGCAAACAAGCAUUCAGCACUACAGUAUGAAGGCGGAUUGUGGAAACAACUUUCACAUAGCCGGUGUUCCGUGUCCGCCUUUGACGUCAGCCACCCUGCGAAUGAAACACCUAUGACAAAAUACGUGGAGCAGGCGGACGCUGAGCCUUUUAUGUCCAGUACUACAGAAAAAGACAAGAGCAACAUGCUGUCAACUUCCUGCUCUUUAACCAAAAGGUUUUACCCUUGGAUGAGACAACCAACCAUAAACUUGAGAUCCAAUCAAGUCAGGGAAUCAGGUCAUUCCAGAGGCGCAGAAUGUUCCUCAAAGACAGAAGUAUGGGACGGCACUUGUUCUAGUAAACGGCCACGGGCAUCUUUCUCCUCCACCCAGCUGCUGGAACUUGAGAAAGAGUUUCAUUUCAACGCGUACCUCCGCCGGCCACGGAGGCUUGAAUUGGCGGCACUUUUAAAGCUCACUGAUCGACAGAUAAAAAUCUGGUUUCAAAAUCGUCGCAUGAAGUAUAAGAAAGAUUACAAGGAAAGGCUAAAGGCAAAGUUGUCCUCCUCACGGGACACCAGAAACCAGCUUUCUGCAAUGAAUGGCACAGUAGUGGAUGCUCCAUCGUCGAAGUUCCAGAACCUCUAUGCGAGACCACCAGUGUUCAUCAUGAACUAUACUCAGAGCUCUUAAUGAAACUAUAACUACCUAGGGACUUAUUUCUGCUUUCAGACUUCAGCUGAACCUCUCUUGGGUAAAGACAGUUGUUCCUAAUACAGCAUUAAAUUAUAUUAGACUCACUCAGGACAAUGACAUGUGUUAAACGUCAACAAUGGAAAGUCUUUCACACCUUGCUUUCUGUAUGAACAUUAAAAUGGCAAACUUUUACUACAUCACAUAAAUACAUGUUCUCUCAUUGGUCAAUCCACCCAACAUAACUCUCACUAAAAUCAUGCUCAUAUUAAACAAAAGCCAGGAUUCAUUUUUGAUUCAAAAGAUAAGUUUACUUGAAAGUUCAUUCUGAACCAUGAUUACAUGUUAUCAGCCUGUACGUGGUAAAUCGUUUGGAUUCCACUGUGUAUAAACUGCUACAAUAAUAUCUCUGCAAAGCUGUAAGAUUUAUUGCACAUGGAUGCAAGCCCUCUUGUAUAAGUUUAUCUCCUGGGCACAGAAAAUACGAUUUUGAAAGGGCAUUCAUGGUUGUGAAUGGCCAUUAACGCGGGGUAAAAUUUCUCUCAACUUUUGUAAGUGCACAACUUAUUUUUAUUACCCCCAAAAUGAUUAUGCUAUUUUUUCCCAGGGCAUGCACUGAAGUUCCUCUCUUAAGAGAAUGCUGUUGAUUUUUAUGGCCAGAAAUGUUUAAAUAUUCAAACCACACCAAGCCUGAACUCAUGGAAAUUCAUAACUAUUUUAUGAAGUGGUUAAUUUCGUAUGAAACCUGACAGUUUGAAUCUUAUUAAAACGCAUGAUUAUUAGAAAAAGCAAUCAUGAAGCACUACCACCAGUGUAAACUUACACUUCAAAAAGUGAAAAGUUGGAUCAACUUAAAAAAAACACUUUAAUUGGUAACACCUAGUGAUGCACCGAUGUAUCGGCCGCCGAUAUUAAUCGGCCGAUAUUUGAUGAAUUUGAAACCAUCGGCAUAUCGGCAAUAGCACGAGAAAGGCCGAUACCGAUUGUUUAUUAAUUAACUGCAUAAAGAAAUCCAUUAUAUGUAAAAAAUGAGUUAAUGUUGUUAAUAAAAUAAAUGCUGAAUAGCUAAAACCACCUUUGAAGGUUGUCAUGCUGUCUUAUUAUAUUUGUUUUAGCUUAAUUUGUGCCUCUCUUAUUAUGUUGGUCAGUUGAAUGUUAAUUAGAUCCAAUCCAUGUUCAGUAAAAAUAAUUUGAUGCAGAAAUAAACUAGCUAAUAGACCAACUGUAUAGUAUUGUAUACGAGUGUUUAAUAUCGGUAUCGGUCAGAAGUUGUCUGUUUAAUUCGGUAUCGGCCCCAAAAAAUCCUAUCGUGCAUCCCCAGUAACACCUAAAAAGUUUUUUCAACUUAAAUGUUUCACCUAAAGCGAAAUUAAAGUGAAACUGUAACUUAAUUUUUAGGUGUUACCAAUUUUUUAAAAUUGAUCCAAGCAUUUACAGUGUAAUGUCACCAAUGCAAUCUCAUGGCAAUUCGUACAUAUCUCGUAAGGUACGUACGAAUUUGCAUAACCAUAUUCAUACGUUUUUGUAUGAUUUGCUUUCCCCCCAGUGACGUUGGGGUUAGAAUUAUUGUUUUAUUUUAAUAAUCCUGCGUUUUUAUACGAUUCACUUUGUACGAAUUAACCAACUAGUAAAUGCAUAAGAUUUCCCUUGAGUUCAGACUGAUUGUCACUGGUGUAAAAGCAGAUCAUACUAAAAUGUUUCUAUAAGAUCUAACAAAUUUAUUUGAAUUAGACACUUUUUAAAAUAAUUACGCAAUUAUGAGAUCAUUUCCCUGAUUAUUGUUUGAUGGUUCUCUGAUGAUUCUGAUUUUGACCUUAACAUGACUCCUGUUAUUGUCUAUUGUUGAAAGUACUGUUCAUCUAAACCUAAAUUUAUAUGGGCUGUUAAACUGACAAAUGAGAUGAUCACUCCACAGGAUUUCACAAUGAUAUAUCAAUGUCAGAAUGCACAGUAUCUUUGCAUUUACAAUAAGUAUUGACUGGGUUUUUUUCAUUUGUGUGUUUACAUAUGUGCACACAAAAGUAUGAGCAAGCCGGAAUGUAAUUAAAAAAUGUAUCCAACGAUUUCAAGAAAUGAUCAGAAUUGUAAUGUAAUUUGUCCAUAACUGAUUAAAAGCAUGCAUUUUAAUCUGAACACUGGUUGUGGCUAUUUGAAGCUCUCUGUCAAUAAAGGUGAAUGUUAUGCAUGUAAA
Molecule: messenger RNA, 5305 nt
Organism: Misgurnus anguillicaudatus (oriental weatherfish)
Lineage: Eukaryota; Metazoa; Chordata; Actinopteri; Cypriniformes; Cobitidae
Gene: hoxc3a
Product: homeobox C3a
Biological process (GO): anterior/posterior pattern specification; embryonic skeletal system morphogenesis; regulation of transcription by RNA polymerase II
Cellular component (GO): nucleus
Molecular function (GO): DNA-binding transcription factor activity, RNA polymerase II-specific; RNA polymerase II cis-regulatory region sequence-specific DNA binding
Source: RefSeq, a predicted model, not a curated record